Messenger RNA from Postia placenta MAD-698-R-SB12, 1476 nucleotides. RefSeq lists its product as hypothetical. The transcript is spliced from 6 exons. NCBI's taxonomy places the organism in Eukaryota, Fungi, Basidiomycota, Agaricomycetes, Polyporales, Adustoporiaceae. The record is from RefSeq and is a predicted model, not a curated record. Bases 1 to 1476 code for a protein of 491 amino acids.
AUGUGGGAUACAGACGCAGAUGGAGCGGGAAGAGAGCGCAUAUGCUGGAGCGGCAUGGAGGCGUAUGCGACAGCACCGUGCGCCGCGACGCGCACCCGUGCAAUUAGGCGUGGAGAAGGUAUGGGCAACGCCUACGACGAAAUCUCGACGAAGCUCCGCCAGCCGCGCGAUGCACGCUCAUCGUCGAGGCCGAGGUCGAUGAAGUUCGCGAGCGGCGAGAGGAACGACUCGAUCGUGCUCCGGCGGCUGCGCUUCGACGGCGUCGAGCUCGUGCCCGACCCAGAUCCAGAUCCUGACCACCACGAGGCGCAAUCACGUGCGGAUGACGGUGGCGGCGGCGGCGCCAUGGUCAUACCCAGCGCAGAGGAUUCCGGCCGCGCAGGAGGGCACCGUGAAGGCUGGACGCGUCCCUCAAGCAUCGCGAGCGCUGCGGAACGGUUGCGCUGGCGCGUCCUUACAGACACGACCGAGCGAAAAGACGGGCUCGCGCGCAGGGGCACCACGGCUGGUGCCGACGCGGGCGUAAGCGGAAGAGGAAGGUCCGCCAAGGUGCUCGCGGCAGUGAGCGGCGGGCUCGACGUCGACGCAGUAGGCGAUACGGGCGAAAAGAGGAAGUACGACUGGCCCGCGCCCGGCGAGAGAAUCGGCGAAGAGUGCAGAGGCGGAGACAUGAGGGAGGGCUCGGAGCGUGAGGGGCGGUGCAUCGGCGACGUAGGGGAGACAAUGGACAUCGCGGUGGUGAGGCAAGCAGACAGGGUGAGCGUGAGGUUGGACGCGCGCCGACGACGCGAGGACAAUGGCACAGGGGGCUCUGGAAGGUUCGCGGAGGGGGCGGGCUUGGCCGAAGGUAAGCUGAGUGUCUCGCGCGAGGGUCGGCGGAACUUGGGAACCGAUGGCACGGCGAACUGGGAGAAUCGGCACCGAUCAGACAAAUGGGCGAAGAAGAGAACGUACGGCGUGGGACUGCGCUGGGCAGGCGAGCUGGGCUCGGAACGGCCGAGGCCAAAGGACAUUGUCGCGCGGGUAGUUACGGUAUCCUUGCGGCGGAGACUCAUGGAGCGCAUGGACUGGCUCUCAGCCAGGUCGAGGGAGAGGAAAGAACGGCCCUCGUCGGACUGGUGGCGCCGCGGGACUAGGGUGAGGAACAUAGCACUGUCGCUAGCAGUGUCGGUAGACGAGCGAACUGCAGCAUGGAAGCUGACGGUCGCAGUGUCGACGGGCGCACGCGAGGCAGGAGCAUCGAGCUCGGGGGUGUUGCGCCCCGAGAGGAGGCCCGAGGUGAAGAGGGGAGAAUACUGUGCAAAGGCGGAGUCCAUUGCCGGCGUCGCUGUCGCUGUCGUCGUCGGUGAGGAGGAGGCGCCAACACCCAUGGCGGUGUGCGGCGCCGCCCUAUUUGCGCACAGCGUCGCGUCAGGCGGCGUCGGUCGCUCGGACGGAUCCUCUCUGCGCCCAGACUCAGGCCGUACGGCGGUCUAG